GUGAGGCAGUGUUUCACUGUGAUUUUAACGAGUUUAUGAUCUUAGUCGAGAUGAAUGAGUACAGAAACAUUCUAACUGGAGAAUCAGCAAGUGCAUUUAAAAAACUGAUCGGCAGAUUUUACUGGGCAGACGGUAAUAUUGUUGUGAAACAUCUGAUUGCAGUACACGAGCGAUUCUGUGGGACAGAUUGUACACUAGAGAGGUCUAAGAAAGGUCUGCAAGAGUCAGAGAAAGGAAACCUGGGUAUCAGUCCAGAAGAAUCAAAUGUAGUUAGUCCACAAAGAUCAGAGGCAGUACAGAGAGUUGAAGAAUGCCAUACAUCAUCAGAAAAUCCUGAAAAAUCCAUCUGUUUACACAUGGAAGUGGAAGAUGGAACAGAGUCAGUGGAUGAUGAUAGCAGUGGAGAAAGUGAAUCUGAUACCAAAAGUGGAGAGAAGAUGGACUUAUGUAACAAGAACAGUAACUCUGAUACAGAAAGUGGAGAGAAUCAACCCCCUAAACGAUUUAAAGCAUCAGCAGAAAAUAGCAAAAGGACCAUGCAAUGGGGAAUAAAGAUAUUUCAAGAUUGGCAUGAAGAAUGUUUUAAUGAGGAAUUGGACUUGAGACUUGUUACUCCAGCUAUUCUAUCCAAUCUUCUGUGUAGAUUUUACUGUGAGGUCAGGCCUAAACCUACAUGUAGUAAUCCACAGGAGACUUUUUAUCAGAGGAAGACACUAUUGGGCAUCCGAUCUGCCCUUAAUCAUCACCUUUCAGAUCUGGGAAGACAGAUUGAUAUCGUAAAAGGAGAAGAAUUCCAUAAACCAAAUGGAAUAUUGGAAGGGCUUUUUAGUAUGAGAAUAAGGCUAGGAUUAUCGAAAGCAGCAGGGCAUGCAAAGCUGAUGGAUCGAGGUGACCUGGAGAAAAUUUCUAUUCACCUUCAAGGUGCCUAUAAGUCCCGUGUGAUCUUGCGUCAAGCUGUGUGGUAUUUAUUUUCUAUACAUUUUGUUACCCGCAGUACAAGAUUUCAUCAGCAUUUAAAAAUAAAUAGUUUUGAGUUCCAAACAGAUGAAAAUGGUGAAUAUGCUAUAGUUAAAAAUGAAACUUUGGAAAAAAAACAUAGUGACCACAGAGUAUUGGGGGCCCAUAUACACAAACGGAUAUACGCUCUGGAGUCAGAUAAUGGAAUCUGCCCAGUGAAACUCCUUAAACUGCUUAUCAAGAAAACAGACAAUAAUGCAACACUGUUCUUCAAUCAGUACAGCAAAGAAAUUUCGUUAGGCGCUGAAAAAUGGUAUUCAGCUUCUCCAUUACAAAGGACAACGUUUACAUCAAUUUUGCCUAAGUUGUGCAGGGAUGCAGGUGUCAACAAGAAGUAUUCUUUUCAGUGCCUAAGAGAGACUGCGAUCACUUACGUAAACGACCAAGGACUUGAUCCACAACAUGUGAUGAAUAUAGCUCAACUCCAUGAUAAGGAUGUUACAUAAUAUAACAGGGCUUUGGCUUCUCAUAUGAUGACCUUCAGCAAUACGCUUUCUGGCAAUUGCAGAAAAAGCACGUUUAACGGUCACAAGUACAAAUGUAUAACUAGUUGUGAACCUAAAUGCUUACUGGAUAUAGUUAUUACAAAUACCAUCCACCAAACAUUUUCCAAAACUGGUAGCGAAUGAACAUUUACUGUUAUAUAUAAGGUGAAUGGAAAAGAUCCAAAUACUUUUGAAGCAGUUGAUACACACUUAAUCACAAAUUAUCUGGAUAAUCAAAUGAUAUAUGGCUCAUGUUUGUGAAUACUAGUGUACAGUGUGCUAUACAUGGUAACCUUUACAUGUCAUCAUAUUACAUUUACAGGAAGUAUGGUGUAGUAGUAGAUAAAUUGACAGUUAUGUAUUAUUUGUGUUAAAUAAUUUUAUAUCAAUAUCAAAUUUAUCACUUGUGUACAAACUUAUCCAAAAGUGAUAGUAAAUUGAAAAUGUUUCAAAACAGUUAAAAUAUACACCAUAUGAUGUACACUAAAACUGCUAUCUAUUCAGUUUCUUUGUAAAGUCAUUUGAAAAAAAACAACUAAUUGUCUAAUUAAUUGUAACUA
Molecule: messenger RNA, 2062 nt
Organism: Saccostrea echinata
Lineage: Eukaryota; Metazoa; Mollusca; Bivalvia; Ostreida; Ostreidae
Exons: 6
Coding region: 36-1463 (475 amino acids)
Biological process (GO): DNA recombination; DNA integration
Molecular function (GO): DNA binding
Source: RefSeq, a predicted model, not a curated record